Lottia gigantea (owl limpet) is the source of this 738-nucleotide messenger RNA. RefSeq lists its product as hypothetical. The transcript is spliced from 2 exons. Bases 1 to 738 code for a protein of 245 amino acids. The record is from RefSeq and is a predicted model, not a curated record. NCBI's taxonomy places the organism in Eukaryota, Metazoa, Mollusca, Gastropoda, Lottiidae.
AUGAUAGUCGCUCACGCUCCAAAAACUUAUUUUGGUUCAGAUAUACAAAAAUCAUUGGGUUCUCUUCCUGGAUUUCCAUGGGCGAAAUAUCCCGGAGAAAAACAUCUUCCCGGUCAUUACUACACCGGUCCAGUAACUAAUUUAAAGUCUCCGGAAAAUGAUAAUGACGCUGUUCACAAGAAAUAUUUACGGGAAGAAAUAAAUUCAAUUGAAGUAAAUAAAAACCAUUUAGAAGAUAAAAUAAGUAAUGUGAAAAGAUUCUUCAAACGUCAACUAAAUAAUAAAAAUUUUGUUAAUGAAACUAAACUACAACAAGAGGUAUCAGGUUUAAUAAGUUUUAUUCAAGAACAAUUGGUCGACGUAGCGAAUAAAACUGAGUUACAAAAUUUAAUUUCAUUAAUAUCUAAAUUAGAGGAUAAGAUUGCAAAACAAAAAUUAGACAUUCAACAAUUAAUAGAUAACAUUCCAGAUGAAAAUGAAAACACGUUUCAACAGGAAUUAAAUGCACUGGAAAUUAAACUUAACAGUGAAUUACAAAAAGAACUAAGAAAUAUUAAACAACAAAUACAAAACAUAGAUAAUAGCGAAAUCAAAACCUAUAUUCAACAACAAAUACAAAAUAUUGAUGAUAGUGUUAUUCAACAACAGAUAACCACUAUUAAUAACCUAGUUUUGAAACAGGAUAAAAAUAUAGUCGCAUUAGAAAAAAAGUAUCUCAUUUGGAAAUUUGAGUUCUGA